AGGAGCCCCGCACCCUGACCCCCACCCGCUCACCCAGCGCCCGCCCGCACGGACGCACACACACAGACACAGGGGACACACCACAGGCACAGGCGCUGCAGACGCCAUUUGCAGGAACACCAGCACCAGCACCAGCUGCUAGGGCUACUGCGAGGGAAGGGGCACCAUGAGCCCAGUUCCAGGUAUAGGCUAGUGUGGCUGCGGAGUGGGUGUAACCUCGCUGGCUUGGACCCCAGAAGAGAGGCUGCUGGAUUAUGAGUGCCCAGAGGGAGCGUGCCCACCCUUAACGCCGCCUGCCGCGAGGUUUGCAGCCAUGAGCAGGUGCCCAAGCGCUGAGGGAGCACAAUGAAUGGCGGCGAUGAUUGCUCAGGUGUGGAUCGAGGUGGGCGCCCGGCAGUCACACCUGUGCCUGUGGGCUGGCAGCGCAGGGUGGAGGAGGGAGAAGUGCGCUAUAUCAGUCCUAGUGGCACAAGCCUGGCUUCGUUGGAGCAGACUCGUGCGUACCUGCUGGCAGACGGCACUUGCAAGUGUGGCCUGGAGUGUCCCCUCAAUGUGCAUAAGGUUUUCAACUUCGACCCAGCUGCCAUGGUGAUGGGAAGCGAAUGCACCAAGGGGGAUGAGGACAUGACCAAGCUGUGCAACCACCGACGGAAAAUUGUGGCAAUGGCAACACUCUAUCGUAGUAUGGAGAGCCACGGACCGCUGAGCCUGCCCCAUCUAGGUCCAGGAACCGGGCUUAACCAGCCACCCCACGCAACGAUGCCAGGACCUAGCGGUCGUCCUCAGCAAACUCUUCCCACCAAGGCUAAGGGCCCAGAACUCUACUCACAGUCUCCCUCUGAUCGCUGUGGCAAUGCAUGGUCCAGCCAGAGCUCCUCCUUUCCACGCCAUCACAAUGCUCUCUUUGGGGAUGUCUUCCCAGGCUGCCUAUUUACUGCCAAUACCAACGGCAACACCCGUCCGUCUUUCCCCGCUGAACUGAAUGCUUCUGGGGGUUCCUUCCUGCACAACAAAGCCCUCCCAGAUGCUCCAUCCCGGCCGUACCUUUCAGGUGGUCUUCUCUUCCCUCCACCAGAUGAGGUGGUGCCUAGUCAGGAGGGUGGAGGCCCCUGGAGCAGCCGCCUGGUUGUGCCCUUGGGUUCGCAGGCUUGCACUGUGGCCUCGCCCGCCCCCACCAGCCUCUCCGUGGUUUCUUCGCCAGCAGGCAGCGCUGAACCCUCCCCACAGCGCUCUCGGCACUCCUCAGCUUCCUCAGAGCAGGGCCUCUCUGGACACCGUCCGGCCCCUAAACCCUUGGAUGCAACGCCCCUGGCCAAUGCCUUAACCAACCAAAGCAGCAAUAAUCUGCCCUCAGUGCCCUUAGGAGUUGCCCCAGACGGCAAAGGACCGCCUGGCCUGCUGCUGCUUCACCCCCAGGGCCCAGGCUCUUUUCCAGCCAGCAGUUUGUUGAGCGCAGCUGCCAAGGCCCAGCUGGCCAGCAGGGGGCGUCCUGAUGAGCUGGCUGCCAGCACUUUACCCAGCCGCCUGCUGCUCUCUGUUGUGGGUGGGCGGGCGCCUCGGCGACAGCGCCGCUCCCCCACUGUCUUGCGCCUGCUCAAGGACUCCCAUUCUGGGCAGGCCGGGGUCGCCCAUCCGGAAGAGACACUGACCCAACAUCCUCGGCCUCGGGACCAACCACCAGUAGGAGAGGCCAAGAACGGACCCCCAAAUUCCACAGCUCCAGCACAGCCACUGUCAUCCCUGUUCACUCUACUCGGACCUCCUGUGAGUUCCCCAACACCAGGCCUUCCCCCACUGGCUCAGGCCCCUGCUGGCGACAGCCCCAACUCUUUGCCCUCCUUCCAAGACUUCAACAGCCAGCUCCUCAGUCUCUUUGGGCAGCUGGCCUCAGCGUCUUCCGAACAGAUCUCAGGGAGCCCCCCACAGCCAAAAUCUCCUAUCUCUCCUCUCGGAUCCCACGGCCCCACAGGUGCCGCUUCUGCUUCACCCAUGACCCCCAAAGCCCCUCCAGCACCCAGCCCUGUUGCUGUUGCCACCAGCACGAUGGAGGGUGGGGGCCUGGGCUGCCCACUGCCCUCAGGCACCGAUCCUUUCCCCUUCUUGGCACAGGAACAGACGCUGCCCUUUGGGAACGCUCUACCUCCUGGACUUCUCCCGCUGGGCUCCUUCCCUUUCUCGCUGACUUUGGGCCCAGAGACUCCACUUCCCCAGCUCAAUCUUCAAGGAGAGCCAGAGGGACAGCCCUUGUUGCCUCUGGUGCUGCCCAGUCUGGAUUUGCUACAACAACCCAGUGGACUGCUGGCAUCACUGCUGGCCCUGCCAGAGGCAACAUGUGAGGGUGAAAGGGAAGCGGCAACGACAGAGCCCUUGCUGGAGCCCUUUGCCAGCCUCCCUGAAACUCUACAGCCCCUGCUCUUCCCAGCACUUUCCACCUCUCCGGCUGUCCUAGCUUUAAACUCGGCACUGUUGGCAACUAGCCUGGUCCCUUCCGACACUGGGCCAGGCCCCACGCCGUUUAGUGUCUUUGUUGGCUUCAAUGAACAGCCUGUGGCCCAUUCCUUCCUCGUCUUUUUCACCUUGUGUAAAGGAGUCCUAUGCAUACAACUGUACAUGCCUAAAUUCUUCCAAGUGAUUAUAGGUGACUUGUCUGCAUUGAACCCAGCCUCAGGCCCCUCCCUCAUUGGAAACCCCCUGCUCCAAGCCCAGCAGCCACUUCUGCCGCCCAACCUGCAAGGGGCUCUUGGACUCCACCUUUUCCAAGGGCAGCUGCCCCUGCUAACAGGCUCCAAUCCCAUGGCCUGCCUCCUCCAGAGCUUGCAACUGAGCCCUGGUUUUGGUACCCCAGAGAAGCCAGUGCUGCCCAGUGAAGCUCAAGGCCCAGCCUUGUCCACCCUGGCACCUGUGCUGGAGACUGAGCCAAGCCACAGUGCUGUGUUGCCCCCUUGCAUGGACACUGCCUCCCCAAGUGCCUUAGAGCCCCCCAAUGCCCUGGAGCCCCCCAGGCAAGGACAGCAGGAGGACAGCAGCUCUCACUCCCCCUUCAAGCGCCCCCGCCGUGGCACCGAAGAGCUAAAUGGGGACUCUGGCAGCAGCCUCCCCCGGGGGCCAGGCCGAGGUGGCAAAUCUGGACGUCGUGGGGGUGGGCGGGGAAGAGGCAGGCGGCACUUCAAUGGACAAUUACCUGAGCUGGGCACCAGCCACCCAUCCCACCCUGCCUGGCGCUGCAAUGGUGAGAUGGUGGCAAGCAGUACUGAAAGUCAAGCGAGUCCAUUUGCUGUUCAGGAGAUAAAGGGCCCUCCUGGAAGGCGACCAGCCCGGCGUGGUCGGAGGAGGAAAAGCAGUGGGGCCUGGUCCAGUUCUCGACCUGAAGCUACACGGAUCCGGGGUGCCAGUGCUGAUCCAGGACCCAGCCCGGUGGUUGACUAUGCUGUUGCUCGGCGGCCACGUCCUGGCCGACCAGUGAAGAACAGGAGAAGGAAACUACCCACAUAGCACCACCUGAGCUGAGGGGGCCUCCACCACUGUCUGCUUCUAAGCCAACACUGCUUAGGGGACAUCCCAGCCUUCUGUCUCUCCCUGCCCCCAACCACCGAUUUCAUCUGUGGUGCCCAGCCUCUGGGCAUGCCAUGUUGGGGACAAGAGGGGGAGGAAAGUACCAGCACGAGGAUCUGUUGUUGCUGAUGAUGGUGGGCUUCUGGCGCCUUGGCCAUGAAUGUGUUUGUAGCUUCACCAGUUGCCUGGGUCCUGAAUCUCUCCCACAAGGGACCUCUGAAAGCACAAGGUGCAGCUCUGGUCACAGCAUUUUGGGGAAUGGGAGGGAAGAGGCUGAGGGGAUAAAAGGGGAUGCUGUAGCUGGACACCCCAGUAAGCACUUCUCAGAGAUACUUUUUUUUUUUUUGGCAAUGCUCUGAAAGGGAGUUUCUUGUCACAGUGCAUUUUGGGCCUUUCUCAACCCCGGCAUUCCUGUCUUCCCUGCCCCUGGUGACAUUGGCCACCCCACCCUGGUUGGGUCUCAAAACCUCAGCAGGAGUAGCAAGGGCUGUGUGCUCCAGCAAGGGGACACUGCUGCCCUUUCACUUCCCACCUUACCUCAGACCUGUGUGCACUGUGGCACCCGGGUGAGAACCGGCUCAGGGUUUUAAUACAAGAAUCAGUCUUUCUCUUUCUUUCUCUCUCAUUCUAUCUCUUUUUUUGCCUCGCCAAAAACAGAACACACAAUCUCCUGGUCCCAGUACAAAUAAAGCAAUAAGGAAAACAAGCCACAUUUGUUCAGGGAGGAUUCACUCCCACCAACUACCCAGCAGCUCCCUCCCUCCCUCCCUCCCAAAUGCAGGCCCAACAUCUCCAUUGAUACACUGCUGAAACAAGAGAAGAGAAGCAAAUGCAGCCUAGUGGUGACAAAGCCUGGGUGGUAUUUGGGCCUGCGCUCCUUCUUGGCUCUAGUUUGGACCCUGGGGCUGUGAGGACCUUAAGUGGACCUUCCCGUUACAAACCCAUAAAAAACCCCAUAGCCUUGGCUACAUUUGGCCCCUUGUUUUUCUCCCCUUUAAAAGGAAAAAAAAAUCCUCAGAAGACACUCAGGUGAUAACAUGAGGGGGAGAAAGUUGAGGGAGACAAGGAGUUUGUGCUCAAAAUACAAUUGACCCACUUCGCCAGAGCAAGUCCCCUUCAUCUGCUUCCCUCCACUCACCCCCAACACACACACACACUACAAUCUUCAUCUCUGAAUGACCAAAAUACUCCACAUCCAACUCUUCCCUCUCACCCCAACUCCCACCCCUGGUCUGGUUGCAACUUUUAAUGCAUUAUGCAAAAGCACUGUGUAGAUACUGUACAGGUUGCGCUGUGUCCCCCCUCCUUCCCCACCUCCACCCCGGUGCACUUCAACCAACCAACCAACUUCGGCCUUUGUUUUGUAUAAAGAAAAAAGGAAUGGGGAAAAAUACUAUUUUCCUUCUUUGAGCUUAAAUUUUGUUUUGUAAAAAAUAAAUUUACACAAUUGUGAAUUGUAGCUUUUCUAUGGGAGCGACUUUUAAUUUAACAGAUGAAAAUAUUUUGAAGCUUAGAUUGAAGUUACUGUUUCUUUGUUUUAUUUUUGGGGGUGUGUGUUUUGUAUCAAGUAUUAAAAUAUGUAUUUAAAAGAA
Messenger RNA from Sceloporus undulatus (fence lizard), 5144 nucleotides. RefSeq names its product methyl-CpG binding domain protein 6 (gene MBD6). Gene Ontology annotation, cellular component: nucleus; chromocenter. The record is from RefSeq and is a predicted model, not a curated record. Bases 346 to 3492 code for a protein of 1048 amino acids. Gene Ontology annotation, molecular function: DNA binding; chromatin binding. The transcript is spliced from 13 exons. Lineage: Eukaryota; Metazoa; Chordata; Lepidosauria; Squamata; Phrynosomatidae.